This is a messenger RNA of Mauremys mutica (yellowpond turtle), 1569 nucleotides long. Its product is annotated as bile salt-activated lipase-like. The transcript is spliced from 3 exons. NCBI's taxonomy places the organism in Eukaryota, Metazoa, Chordata, Testudines, Geoemydidae. Bases 91 to 1107 code for a protein of 338 amino acids. The record is from RefSeq and is a predicted model, not a curated record.
AAGAGACGUUGGUGUGCAGGAGAUUCAGUGCAUGUGUUUUUCAUUCCAAACAUUCAUUUGUUUCAAAGACGUUGUCAUCUGUGUAGAAGGAUGAGGCGAAUCAGGCAGAUGCUCAGGAGGAAGGCCGGGCAGGUGGCUCCACAGCCAGAAGAAGACAUCAGCCCACCUGCCCAGGUGGAGAGCGGCCCCUCUGUCCCCGCAGGCGGGGAAGAGGCUCAUGGUCAGGGGAAAGGGAGGAGCUGCUUCGCUUGCUGGAGGAGGCGGAAGACAGCAGCUCCUCUAGCUGACCUGGAGGCACCUUCUGGGCCGAAACGGAGGUGUCCCCGGGUUCAGCCGUGGAGCAGAGAGCCAGGGGAGGGCAGGAGCCGGGGACGGCAGCUCUGGGGCUUCCUUUUCAGGAAGCCAAGGAUCCAGGAGCUGCGCCCCAGGGCCCAGCAGGAGCCGCCAACCAUCGUGGCAGCUGAGGGGCCCUGCGCCAGCCUGACCCUGGCCCCAGAGGAGCCUCCCGCCGGCACCACUCUGGCCCCGGAAAAGCCUCCCGCCGGCACCACCCUGGCCACGGAAGAGCCUCCCGCCGGCACCACCCUGGCCACGGAAGAGCCUCCCGCCGGCACCACCCUGGCCCCGGAGAAGCCUCCUGCCGGCACCAUUCUGGUGACUGAGAAGCCUCCUGCCAGCACUACCCUGGCCACGGAGGAGCCUCCUGCCAGCACCACCCUGGCCAAGGAGGAGCCUCCCGCCAGCCCCACCCUGGCCACGGAGGAACCUCCUGCCAGCCCCAGCCUGGCAACUCAGAAGCCUCCCGCCAGCCCCAGCCUGGCACUUGUGGCGCCUCCUCCCAGCCCAGAGCAGGAGUUCAGUGACAGCACCAGCUCUGUAUUCUCCUGCGGGUCCAGCAGCUCCUCCGUGGGGUCUGGGAGCCCUGUGUUUCAAGGCUCCCUCUUUGGAGCCUCGCUCCAGGCCUUCCAGCCACCCGCUCCAGCCCUGCCUCCUCCUCCUCCUGAUCUUCCCCAACACCGGCAAUUUCGACCACCCAGCUUUGACCUCCGGCGCAGAUAUGGACUCUGGCUCCGGAUGUGCCUGCACAUAGUCAACACCUGGCUGUAGUAGACAGGCCUGUAGUGAGGCAGUCUGGCUCCCGGCCACACCUGAGAGGGAGGAGCCAGAACAGCAGCCACAGUGGGCGGAGCCAUUGCCGCCUGUCCCCGCCCCCCGGAAGUCAAGGGGUGGGACAGGAAGUAUAAAAGCCCCGGCCCAGCGCUCAAUUGCAGCCCGGCGGCCAGAGAGGACAGACGCUCCUGACCGAGCUCCUGCUGGACCGAGCCUGCCCCGAGCCCGGUAUCCUGAAGUGGACUGGCCGAGCCUUCCCCGAGCAUGGUACACCGAGGAGCUACCUGAGCGUAACUCAGACCCACGUCCUGAGGAGCAGCCCGGGCUAGCCGACACUCAGCACGACGAGGAGCCCAUGGUGUGGGACCCAGCGCCGGACACCGGUACUGAGCAGGUACCCAUGGAGGGGGAAAUGGAAAGUAGCCCGGGGGUAGCUGACCCCAGUCUGGCUACAGCAGA